AUGGCUGAGGAAGAAGAGCCUGGCGAUGCAAGACUCGCGGCGUCUCGCAAAUGGUUGGGAGAUCGCGACGGGUUUCAAGGAGCCCAAAUCAUGUCCUGCACCACCCUAGCUACGGCGCAUGGCAUCUCAGCGAAGGAAAGAAUGAAAAUAGCUUCCAUCCUGGCGCGGAACUCCGAGUCCGUGCACUGGAAAUACGGAGAGGACGGCCUAGUCCGGUACCCCAGCCGCGACCGCGCGGGUGGUAUCCUCGACAUGUGCGAAGCACUCCUUGACGUCUUCAAGAACAAGACAGCCGACGAUCAUGAAUGGCUGGUUCAAGCACUCAAGGCCGGCUUGGAGAGUGUGUUCAUGAUAAUCGAUGGGAAGCAAGAAAAAUUGAUACUGCGGCCUCUGGUCGACACAUUCUUCCUCCAAGGGAUCGCAGCCAAUCCAUCCUUUUCGGCAAGAGGUUCUCAUAUCUCUCGUCACCUAUACGGCGACACGACGGCCCAGCACGCCCCGAUGUACCGCAUCCGCCGCCCUCUCCUGGAGCUCCGGGGUAUCGAUGCGGCAUUCCGACAGUGUGAAAGGAGUCGAACAUACCUAGCCCCGGAAAGCCUUGGAGCAAUGCUUGUGCCCUUCGGAAAUACUUUCGGUGGCAUCACAGACAUGCGAGCCAAAUUGGAUAUGCUCCAGAUCCUUGUCGGCAAAUGGGACCCCGAGGGCAGCCCUGCCGACCUCGAGAAGAUCGAACAGGCCGAUGCCAAGGCCGCUACACUAACAGGCGAAGAGAAACUUCCUAUCAACCGAAAGAGGCCGUCGUUGGCUUGCAGCCCGAGAUCCUCAAAGGGAGGAGACUCGGGAGAAGACAAGCUUCGAUUCCGGCCAGGUGCCUGGCUUGGAACGAAACAGGGGCACAAGUGGCUUGAAAGUGACGACGGGCAGAAAUGGCUGAACUGUCAACUCACAGUUACGGAAGAUGGACGAGAGGUCCCCGUGGACUUCAGCCUGAUCUGGUUGAAGGAGACCGACACGGGGCGCGCCUGGCUCAAGAGCGAUGCAGGUAAACGAUGGCAAAGAACCUAUCCCGGUAUAUGCGAGAGAGCGACACCAGCGGCUCGCCUCAACCAAGACGCCUUUUACAAUAUCCAAAAUAUGCCCCGGGGCGUAUUCUGGGAUGUACCUCCAACGACUUGGCAAUACGUCAGAUUCGAGCCCAAAAUGAAGGAUGCUUGA
Messenger RNA from Anthostomella pinea, 1215 nucleotides. Lineage: Eukaryota; Fungi; Ascomycota; Sordariomycetes; Xylariales; Xylariaceae. The record is from the annotation of a GenBank genome assembly.